Oryzias latipes (Japanese medaka) is the source of this 5000-nucleotide messenger RNA. The record is from RefSeq and is a predicted model, not a curated record. NCBI's taxonomy places the organism in Eukaryota, Metazoa, Chordata, Actinopteri, Beloniformes, Adrianichthyidae.
AUGGCGACCGCACUAUAUAGUGCACUAUAUAGGGGUUAGGGCAGUAAUUCGGACACAGCCAUGUUUACAAAAACUGAAGCAGAAUGCUGAAUCCGUGACGUGAGGAAAGCUCGAAUGUCUGAGCUUUCUUGGCUCCCUGAACGCAGCAUAGGCUCAGCGCUUGUGGUGCGCGUGGGACUCAAAUCUCGUGGGAACUUCCGACAGCGGGCGAGUCGUCGGUGAGGGAAAAUCACAAACAACUGCAUGUGAAGUUUCUCCAAAGGGUUCACAGGAGACAUGGAAACCUGCACGAUGAAGCCAGAAGUUAAGCAGAAGAGAAAGCCGCCCAAGCUUCCUCCAAAGCCCACAGAGGACAAAGGGAAAAGAGAAGCGGAGAGGGCUCAGACGCCAGAGCCUGACCUGCAGAGCCAUCUCAUAAGCAACGAUGGCAAACUCUCUGGAACUCCUGUGGUUCCACCCAGACCCACAGAAAAGGAACUUCAGAACUCGACCAGAUACAGUCUGCACAAAAGGACACAGGCAGACCACACAGAGAGCCCCAGAGAAGAUGACCCAUCAGGAACUACAGCAGAUGAAACAGACUUCAAACAGAGUAAUCACUCGGUCCUGACUGGAAUGUUUCGAGGAAGCCAAAAGGAGAAGAAGGCAUCGUUCACUAGCUACCUCCACCCACCCAAUGAACAGGAUUCAACCGACGACCAAAUCCCAGUCAAACAGGCUCCCAGCAACAAGCCGGAAUUUCUUAAAGGCGUGAUGAAAGGCCUGAAUCUGAAGAAGACGUCGCAGAAGAUCAUUAAAGAGAACAAUGACUCUGAAGAUGCAGCAGAGGACGAAACAUCUGCACAAACCUCUGAAAAAGGAGGCUUUUUGUCCAACAUUCUUAAAAAGUCUAAAACACCAGCAGAUGAAGCCUCCAUGCAGGACAACCUGAGUGUUCACAGUGAGCUGUCUGCCAGCAGUGACAGUUUGUCUGAACAAAGCAAGGGAAAAGGAGGGAAAUUACCCAAGAUCUUUAAGAGGUCUCCAAAGGAUAAGCCUCUGGCUGGAGAUUUGUCAGGCAGUAGUGACAGUCUGGCUGAGACUCACUCAAAGCAGGAAAAAGGUUUUUUCUCUGCGAUUCUUCGCAGAUCUCCCAAGACUUUUGAGGAGGAGACUCGUGAGAAGGUUCAGGAUAAAGAAUCGCUGGAGGAUUCUGCAUCCAACUCUGACAGUCAGUCUGACAACUCCAACUCAAAGGGAAAAGGAAACAUUUUCAGCGAAAUAUUUAGAAAAUCUCCAAAUCCAUCCGAAAGCCCCAGUCUGGAAGAAAGCUCUGAAUCGACACAUGGUGAGCCGCCUGUCAGCAGCGACAACCUGUUGGAGAAAAAGGAGAAAGGGGCUUGGUUUGGAUUUUUUAAAAAGACCCCAAAAGGAACCGCUGAGGAAAAAAUGGAUGGCGAUGAUUUUUCCAUCAGCAGCGCUGACCCGUCUGAAGAUACCUCCACACAGCAGAAAGAAACAGCAAGUGAUGAGCUGACGGGCAGCAGAGAAGGCUCGACUGACAGCAGCACUGAGGACAGAAAUCUGGAAGCCGGCAGUGAGGAUCAGUCUGAGAGUAACCGCUCUAAGGAGAAAAAGGUUUUCAGCAGCAUGUUCAGGAAGCAGCAGAAAGCAGCAGAGGGCGCCGCAGCACAGACGGAGAAAAAAAGAGGAGGAUUUGCUGGAAAAUUCAAAACGAGUUUGGAAAACCUGUUUGAAAAGGAGUCAGACCCAGCAGCAGAUGACAAAUGGUUGACAGGAAGCUGUGAAAACCUGUCAGAUGUCACCAUCACAGAGGAGAAAUCGGGAAAGUUAACGCGGCUCUUUAAACAGUCGCCCAAACCGGCUCCUCGCUCCGUUACUGCUGAGCAUCCGCUCAGUGGCUCUCCCCUGUCGGCCAGUUGGGACAGCCUUUCAGAAAUUGGGAAGGAGGAUCUUUCAGGACAAACUGAGCCUGCAGACGAUAAUGAUGUUCUUCUUGAAGGUGCCAGCAGGACAAAGGAAAAACGAGGCGGCCUUUCUGCGAUUUUCAAGCGAACACCUAAAACGUCAGAAACUCUGGAGGACGAGGUCAGAGAGACACCAGAGGGAGGCAGACUAAGACGCAAGAGGACGGUAAAGAAAAAAAGACGAGUUGUCUCAUUCAGAAUCAAGAGAACUCUUCCCACAGAUGGCAAAUCAACUUUACAAAGAACUGAUGAGAUGCUGAUCAUCGACGAGGCGGUCGAGAUGCAGGAAAUUAACCCGGAGCAGGUUAGGGAGAGCACAGUAGAGCUCCAGCCUGUGGAGAUGGCUGCAUAUCCCUCUGGAGAAAGCCCCUCUGAACUGGAGGAGGAGAACGAUGAGCUGAUGGAGUGGUGGAACACAGUUAAAGGUUGGACGGAGUGGAAUAAGAGCUCCAAUUUCCAGGAGGAUGAGGAAACGGCGGUGGAGCAGGCCGCCGAUCGAGUCUAUAUGGCAGCUCGGCUCUUUGUGCGCCUUUUCAACCAGCGGGGGGCGUCCUUGCAGCACCGCAUCUUGGAGCUCCUGGCCGUGGCCGAUGCUGCAGAUCAGUUCCACAAGCGGACAGUGACGGCCGCUGUGGGUGGAGGUGUGGCCAGCGUUGCAGGCAGCAUUGCCACCAUCACCGGCCUCAUCCUGGCCCCCUUCACCUUCGGAGCCUCUGUCAUCGUCACCGCUGUGGGCAUCGGCGUGGCGACAGCUGGGAGCAUCACCUCAGCCACCGCUAACAUCACAGACACGGUCCACUCCAACAUGGAUCGGAAGAAAGUGGAGAAGAUGAUCCAGGGCUACCAGGAGGAGAUAACGGUCAUCAGGGAGUGCUUGGAGUUUUUGCAGGAAGGCAUGGACACCCUGCAGGAGUGGGAUUUUGAAAAGUACUCUGAAAGUGCUGCCAAAAAGGCUCUGAACCACAACAUUAAACAUGUGAUGAAGGAGGGCGGGCGCGCCGGAAAAGCCCUGAUGAUCAACACGGACAAGCUCAUCAGCACCGUGCAGGUCCUUGGAGCCGCAGGCGGCGCCGCCAAAGCUGCACAGGCCAUCAGUGUCACCACGGGCGUGAUGUCCGCCCUCUUUUUAGCUCUCGAUGUUUUCUUCCUCGCCAAGGACUCCCACGAGCUCCGCAAGGGCGCCAGGACUAAGUUUGCCUCAACAAUUACAGAGGUCUGCAAAGACCUUCAAGAUGGUCUGCUGGAGCUGAACAAGGUGAAAACGCAGCUACAGAAGACCAUGGACGGCAUAGAGCUGGAGCAGUAUGAGGAGACCGAAGAGGUGGAGGUGGAAGAGGAGGAUGAACUGGAGUCUGAUCCAAAGAAACUGGCUGAGCUGGAGAAGGACCUGGACCUCAUGGAAGAGAAACUCUGCAAGAAGGAAGAUGAGGGCGAGAAGAGGAGCGAGCAGUCAGGGAAGGAACCUUUUAAAUUUACCAAGGAGAAGAAAGAGAAGAGCAAGAAGGAAAUAGGAGAGCCUGACGAAAGUAAAGAGAAAGGAGAGAAGGAAAUAACCAAAAUAAACAAAGAGAAAAAGGAGGGGGGAGACGGCAAGGCUGAGUCCAAACCAGAGAAAGAGGGGCAGACGAAGUCCACCCAAAGACCUGCAGAAGAAGCUUUAGCUGAAGAGUCUCAGAAAGGAAGCAAGAAGGACAAAGAAACCAAGAACCGACUCACCGCCGGAAAAGAGGAAACACACCUGCGUGAGUCUGACAGAGUUCAGAAAGACUCAAAGAAAAGCACAAACGGCAGAGAAAAAAAGAGAAAGAGUCCCCAAACCGAAGCGACCGAAGCCCUGAGCGGCUCAGGUGAUUGGAAACAACACUCCACGGGGUCAAAGGCUCUGAUGGAGAGCAACAAAAGCCACAAAGGAGGGAGCAGCAGGGAGGAGGGAAGGACGCCUGAAAGAGGAGGCAAUCAGGAAAAACGGGAAAGAGAUCAGGAGAGAAGACGUGACUCAACAGAGAACGAAAGGAGAAGAUCAGACCAAAAGGCAGACGGGACACGGAGUCGAGGAAAGAAAAACAAAGACGAUGAGAGACGAGAUCACGGAGAGACAGAAUGCAGGAAAGACUCGCUCAGAGGCUGGGAAGAGACCAGGAGUUCAGAAAGAGAGUCAAGGAGGAGUAACAAGAGUAGACUCCAUGAAAGAGAGGAGGAAGGAGGGAGCAGAGUGGAGAGGAGGCCCUCUGAGAGGGCAGACCAUGCUUUGAUGGAGAAGGACAAGAAGGGAGAAGGAGGGGAGCGUGGACGGAGAGGACACGGAGAGCGUGGAUCUCACGCCACCUCCAGAGAUCUGUGGAAAGACGGCCUGAACAUUUAGCCCCCGUGUGGUGAAACAGAAGCUCCUCCCCCUGCUGUCUGAUUACGCGGCGCCUCCUCCACCCUGCAAUGGAUUUUUAGCAUGUGGUCCCAGAAGGGCAAUUUGAGUUAUUUUUAACAUAAUCGUGGUAAAGACUAUAAUAUGAAUAUUCUGUGGCUACAAUUUUUAGAAAAGUGUCGUCAGGAGUGUUUUAAGAUGAAAGUUUUAUAAAUACCUUUUCUAAAGUUCUGUCUGUUUGUUUUUCUAGAUUUACUAAUAAACCCAACAGUGUAGCAUCAGUAAAAGCUGAUGACUGUAAAGUUACAUUUAUUCAACAUCUGAUGAUAUUGAUGUUUAUAGAUGCUUAUCUCUGGAAAAGGUUUUGUUUUGUUGAACAAAGUCUUUUAAUGUGUAGAAGAUUCAUUUCUCUCCUCCAACCAGCCUAACUUGUUUGUCUUGACUGUUCCAAAAUGAUCUACCCCAGCAGGUCGUCCUGCUUCAUGGAAACAUUUUUUAUCCUUCAUCAGCACAUAAAUCUUCUCAUCUUGAUUAUUAUCAUUGAGAUUUGCUGGUUUGCUAUGGAAUAAAUGACUGAGUGGUAGAAAGGCUUCCUCGUCUUGCUUUUUCACUUUAAAGAUGCCAAAAGUUUAAAGUUUGGUUAUAAAUAAAGUUUGAUGCUGACUUUUGUCAAA